ACUGGAGAACCGCCACUAAUACAUGGCUGGAUUCCUUUCCUUGGGAAGGCUUUGGUUUUUAGAAAAGAUGCUUUCAAAUUCUUAGUGGAUCAGCAAAAGAAACUUGGAGAUAUUUUCACUGUAUAUAUUGCUGGUAGAUACAUUACAUUUAUCAUGGACCCAUUUCAGUAUGUCUACGUCAUCCGAAAUAGCAAGCAACUUGAAUUCCAUGAAUUUGCUAAUAAAAUGGCUUCCAAAACUUUUGACUACCCGGCCUUGUCUAAAGCAAAAUUCCCAGAUCUUAAAGAAAACCUGCAUAGAGUCUACCAGUAUCUACAAGGCAAGCCUUUGGAUAUCAUUUCUGACCACAUGAUGAAAAAUCUCCAGGAUAUAUUUGAAUGGAAAUGCUCACAAGCAACAGAUUGGGAAACAGAAAAAAUGUACAAAUUCUGCUGCUCUGUAAUGUUUGAAGCCAGUUUUGUAACACUAUAUGGAAGAGUUCCUGCUGCAGAUGGCCACAAAGUUAUUAGUGAAAUCAGAGACAAAUUUAUCAAGUUUGAUGCCAGCUUUCCCUAUUUAGCUGCAAACAUACCAAUUGAGUUGCUAGGAGCUACCAAGAGGGUUCGAAAGGAGCUUAUACAUCAUUUUUUAGUCCAGAACAUGACAAAAUGGCUGGGAGGGUCAAAAGUGGUCCAAGCCAGACAAGAYCUGUUCGAGAAAUAUGAGCUGCUCGGAGAUUAUGACAAAGCAGCACAUCAUUUCGCCUUCCUGUGGGCCUCGGUGGGCAACACGAUUCCAGCUACAUUCUGGGCCAUGUAUUAUCUUCUGCGGCACCCGGAAGCUCUCGCAGCGGUGCGUGACGAGAUUGACCAUUUGCUGCAGUCAACAGGUCAACAGAGAGGGCCCACGUAUAACAUCCACCUCAGCAGAGAACAGUUGGACAACCUGGUCUACCUAGAGAGUGCCCUAAACGAGAGUUUACGGAUGUGCUCCUCUUCCAUGAACAUCCGCAUCAGCCAGGAGGAUUUUGUGCUCAAGCUCGAAGGGGAUCAGGAAGUCAGUCUGAGGAGAGGAGACUGGAUAGCCCUUUACCCGCAGAUUUUGCAUAUGGACCCUGAGGUCUAUGAGGAUCCUAAGGAGUAUAAGUUUGAUCGUUACAUAGAAAACGGCAAGAAGAAAACCACAUUCUACAAGGCAGGAAGAAAACUGAAAUAUUUCCUAAUGCCCUUUGGCUCUGGCAUCAGCAUGUGCCCAGGGAGGUUCCUUGCAAUGAAUGAGAUGAAGAUGUUUCUUUUCCUGCUUUUGUCUCAUUUUGAUGUAGAACUAGUGGAAAAAAAAACUGUCAAACUUGACAAUAGUCGUAUGGGCCUUGGUAUCCUCCUGCCAAAUGUUGAUAUUGCCUUUCGUUAUAAGCUGAGGUCCUUAGAGUGAGUGGCUGCCUAUAUGCCUUUGACCAAUCUCAACAUUUGCUCUGUUUCUUCACUCUGCUUUGUAAUUUUUUUUUUUUUUUUGAAUAUUGUAUUUUCCCUUCUGCUUUAGUCUCCUUCCUGAUUGUUUCUAAGGAGAAAAGCCCUUGGACUGGAAGUAGAUUUCAAAUGCUGAGACAUUCAACCUCCGUUUGUCCUGCCUGAGUUCAUAGUGAGGUGAGGUGACUGGAGUUGGACUGAGUAUAUAACUAAGUGUGCCUGCACARAAGAGUCCCAUACUCUUGGCAGGAUUUGAGUUGGAUUUUCAGGGAGGAUGCUCAGUCCAGGCUGUGUAUAUGGGAAAUGGAGUUCAGCAGCUGUCCCUUGGGAACCAUUUAGACUACUUGGAAACUCGACAGUUCAAAUAAACUACACAGAUGUCUUUGGAGCCAAAAGGCCUCRUUCCUUAACAGGGGCUCCAUCUUUUUUAGAUUGACAGGUCCCAUAUAUSCACCACCUGGAUGCAUCACUGCACCUGCUUCAAGAAACAUAAUUGUGAGAAAAGGGGAACUUAGAAAGUUCUGCAGGGUGACAUGUCUUCUGGAAGGAAAGGAUUUAAAUAAUUAUUUUCCUAACUUUUUAUAUAACCUCUUCCGUUUGUGGACAUAGGUGUCUUAGUCCUUAGUUUGGAGAUGCAAUAGAAGCUGUAUGGGUGGUGGGAAUGAUUUUCAAGUGUCUUAUCAAGAACACAUCUCUGACUCCAAUGGUAUGUGCAGAGGGUGAGCACUUUGUUCUUUGUGCAAAGCAAAGAAAUUGAAAUCUGUGAUUUUUUUUUCCUGUGGUCAAUUAAAAUCAGAGGGGAGGCUCUGUUGAUUUUAGUGAAAUCUGUGUGAAGCCUAAAUGAUCUCUUUUGGUUUUUGAACCACAAAGCUAAACUCUUCAAGAAGAAAAUAUGUGAACCUAUUGGAAAUGAAGCUGUCGUCUCAAAAAUUACCUUCUGUUUAUCUUACUGUUUUACUAGUAACACGUUUGUUUAUUUUGACAACUUCUUGUGUUUGUGAGUUGCUCUAAAAGAAAAAAAAAUAGAGUUCUUCAAGGACAGGUGUGGUAUCUGAAACUACUUUUUAAUAAUAUUUUUUAAUGUACCUGAGUUGUGCAUGGGCAGAGUAGUUUAGUCUCUGUUUGCAUUAUCUACAUACAAAUUGUAAAGUUAUCUG
This is a messenger RNA of Nothoprocta perdicaria, 2602 nucleotides long. RefSeq names its product 25-hydroxycholesterol 7-alpha-hydroxylase. The transcript is spliced from 5 exons. Bases 154 to 1410 code for a protein of 418 amino acids. The record is from RefSeq and is a predicted model, not a curated record. NCBI's taxonomy places the organism in Eukaryota, Metazoa, Chordata, Aves, Tinamiformes, Tinamidae. Gene Ontology annotation, molecular function: iron ion binding; heme binding; steroid hydroxylase activity. Gene Ontology annotation, biological process: bile acid biosynthetic process; cholesterol homeostasis.